Humulus lupulus (European hop) is the source of this 3669-nucleotide messenger RNA. RefSeq names its product TMV resistance protein N-like. Gene Ontology annotation, molecular function: ADP binding. Bases 1 to 3669 code for a protein of 1222 amino acids. The record is from RefSeq and is a predicted model, not a curated record. The transcript is spliced from 5 exons. Gene Ontology annotation, biological process: signal transduction; defense response. NCBI's taxonomy places the organism in Eukaryota, Viridiplantae, Streptophyta, Magnoliopsida, Rosales, Cannabaceae.
AUGGAUGCUGACGAUGAUCAACAAUAUCAGAUUGUAACAUCUCCUAAGUGGCCCAGUGUGGAUGUUGAUGAAGAUCAACGCUCCAUCUUGACCUCCCGAAAGAAAUAUGCUGUUUUUAUCAGUUUCAGAGGAGAAGAUACUCGUAAAACCAUUACUAGUCAUCUCUAUAAAGCACUCAAGGAUGGAGGAAUUGAAACCUAUAUCGACGAGGACAAACUUGGGCGAGGACAAGAGAUUUCCAAAGCUCUAUUGGAUGCCAUUGACAACUCUAAAUUUUCUCUAGUUAUUUUCUCAGAAAAUUAUGCAACCUCGUCGUGGUGCUUGGAUGAGUUGGUGCAUAUUCUUCAAUGCAUGGGGAAGAAGGCUCACAUAGUUCUGCCAGUAUUUUACCAUGUUGAUCCAUCGGAUGUGCGGAAACAAAGAGGAAACUAUGCAGAUGCGUUUAUCAAACAUGAAGAGCGUUUCAAGGAUACUAUCAUACAAAAAUGGAAGGUGGCUUUAACUACUGCAGCUAAUCUUGCUGGAUGGCAUCCAUCACAAUUCAAGAAUGAAGCUGAAUUAGUGACGGAGAUUCUCAAUCAUAUACGAGGAAAAUUAAAUUCAUGUUCAAAGACCACUGAUGAUUAUUUAAAACAAGAUUUAGUUGGAAUUGACAAGUCUAUUGCAGACCUGGAAAAGUUGCUAUCGAUUAAUAAUGCUCCAAUUUUAGGGAUUUGUGGAAUGGGAGGGUUGGGUAAGACCACCCUAGCUGAAGUCAUUUUCAAAAAAAUCCGUCAACGGUUUAAUGGUCAUUGUUUUCUUCGAAAUGUUAGAGAAGAACACCAAAAGUACGGACCAACUUAUUUGGAAAAACAAUUUUUUCAAAGAUUAUCAAAGGAAAAAGAUAUAAACUUUGAAGAUUUGGAUUUCGUAAAGGAUAGGCUAUGCCAUAAGAAGCUACUUAUAGUUCUUGAUGAUGUGGAUGACUUGGAUGACUAUGAUUUUUUACUAAAAGAUUGCCAUGCAUGGUUGAAUUCUGAAAGUAAAGUUAUCAUAACAAGUAGAAAUCAACAAGUGCUUCGAAAUAUAAUUGGAGAUGAUGAAAAGAUGAUAUACCGAUUGGACAUAUUAAAGGAAAAGGAAGCUGUUGAACUCUUUAAUUUGCAUGCUUUCAAAAGAAAAAGUGUUGAUAAAGAAAGCUACAUAGAAAUUUCAAGAAAGUUUGUAGAUUAUGCUCAAGGUCUUCCUCUUGCUCUUAAAGUUUUGGGUUCUCAUCUGUUUUCAAAGAAUAGGGAAGUAUGGCAAAGCUUGCUAAGUGAGCUACAAGAAUAUUCCGAUCAAGGAAUUUUAAAAGUACUACAAAUAAGUUUCGAUGGACUAAAGAGUAUAGAAAAGAACAUAUUUCUUGAUAUAGCAUGUUUCUUUCUAGGUGAAGAAAAAUGUUAUGUUAAAGAAGUAUUGGAUGCUUCUAAUUCUUUUGAUGCUGUAAUUGAAGUUCUUGUUGACAAGUGUUUGAUAACUGUAUCUAAAUAUGGUACAAUUCAAAUGCAUGAUUUGUUGCAAGAAAUGGGUCAAUCAAUUGCUCGUGGAUUAGAUCCUAGUCGUUUGGAAAACUAUAGAAGAUUGUGGAUGCCCAAAGAUAUUUGCCAUGUCUUGGAAAAUAAUAUGGGUACUUCGGAAAUUGAAGGAAUAUAUAUGGUCAGCUCUACCAUACAAGGAGAGAAGGUAAACUUGGACCCUUCAGUUUUCAGAAGAAUGUCACGUCUAAAAUUGCUUAAACUAUCGAGUUAUCAUGGGAAGUUUUCAUUUCUUCUUCCUCAUGGCUUGGACUCUUUUCCUGAAAAGCUUAGAUUUCUAGAAUGGAGUUGCUACCCAUUGGCAUCUUUAGGGUCAAAAUUUACACUGCACAAUCUUGUUCAUCUCAAUAUGUGCGAAAGCCAGCUUGAGAAACUAUGCCAUGAGUUCCAGGAUGUAAAAAACUUAAAAUAUGUCAAUCUGAGCUUCUCAAAAAAGUUGACUUCUCUACCAAAUCUUUCCGGAGCAAAUCUUUGGAGGCUGGAACUACGAGGUUGUAGAAGUUUGAUUGAGCUUCCUCCGUUAAGAUUUCACAAUGUUGAUCAUGGUGGACAAAAAGAAUCAAGAGUAUUACACCUUUAUAAGAACAAAAUACUUCAGAUUUUUGGUGAAAAGGACCUAGUGGAUAAGGAAAUAGAUGGUGUCAUAGAUUAUCAUUGGGAUUUUCAAAUUGAUGACUGCUUACUUAAUCUCUCCGAGUGCUCUAAUGUAAGAAUUGUUUCAGAGAUGUCUGGUAAUAUAAAAUCCUUGUGUUUGAGUUCCACUGCAAUAGAAGAACUACACUCUUCCAUUGGAUCUCUUAAGAAUCUUCUUAUGCUCGAUCUCUCACAUUGUAGACAGCUCAAGAAUCUUCCUAGAAGCAUUUGUUAUUCACAAUCCUUGGAAUUUCUUGAUAUGGAAGGAUGUGUGUCUUUGGACAAGUUUCCAGAGCUCCCCCAAAAUAUAAAAGGAUUAAAAUUGAGUGGAACAUCGAUUCAACAAAUCAAUUCGUCGUUUUUCGAGUGUUUGCCUUGCCUCGAGAUUUUAUGCAUGAAAAAUUGUACCGAGCUUGAAAGCCUCCCAACAACAAUUUGUAAACUGAAGGCUCUUAGAGUACUAUGUUUCGCCUAUUGCUCGCAACUGAAAAGUUUUCCAGAAAUCUCGGAGCCUAUGGAGAAUCUAGAGAAACUUUAUUUAAAUGGAACAUCGAUUGAUGUGAUUCCACCAUCCAUUGGAUCUCUAAUUAAGCUUGAACUUUUAGAUUUGAGAGAGUGCCACAGGCUCAUUUCUAUUCCAACAUCUAACAUCUAUAAGAUGUGCAACAUUUCUAGUAUCUACAUUGAUGAAAAUCCAACACGUGAGGAAGAUUUGGUUGUCUUGUUAUCGUUAGAUGUAUGCAUUUCUGAAAUGUUUCGACAAUACAAUUGUCUAGGUUCUUGUUUGGAUACAAAUCUAGUCUCUGUUCUAAAAUUAGUGAGUUCUAGAAAUCUUGAUGCGUAUCAAUUUUGGACAAAUUUCUCUGGUUGUGAGUGCUCGUUAUUCUACAUUAUACACAAUCUUUUAGUGAGCAAAUCUUUGCAGGAUAAAAUUUUCAAAAUAAAGCCAGAAUGGGCCCAUUACGAAGAAAAGGCUCUAUAUGGUCCUAAAAUGAGCUUUGCUUAUUCAGCAAAGAGAAUUCCCCAGUGGUUUACUUAUAAAUCUAUGGGAUCUUCAGUAUAUGUAGACUCUGGUCCAUCAACUUGGUUUGAUAAUGAAAGCUUUUUAGGCAUUGCUAUAUGCAUUGUUGUUGAUUUUGGUAAGUGCUUUUUGGAUCACGCAAAGUUGAACAUAUAUUGUGAUGCCCAUUCUUCAGAGCCCGUUGGAGAAGUCUUCUGUAGUUUACAUCUUCAGAUACAAAGUAGUACUCAGCUUGGUGUUGAUUAUUCUAAUUCAGAUCAUGUGCUCAUAUAUUAUCUUACUAAAAAUGGCAUUUAUGAUGAUUUACUUGAUGCAAAUGCAAAGAAUGUUUCAUUUGAGUUUUACAUCGAGGAAUCAGAUCAUUAUAACUAUAUCACGAAGAGAAUAAAAGAAUGUGGGAUUCGCUUACUGUGUGACCAAGAUAUGCUACUGAAUGAGCAAGCAACUUCUUCUUCAUGA